CCUGCACUUUAUUGUAACUUGGAGUGGCCUCUCUCGCCGCCCCCCCCUCAUGCAGUGGAGUUGAGGGGGGGUUUCCAAUUGCCAGCAGCUGUUGCUCAUUUCACAAAGGUCCCGCCCCCUCAGUGCUGAGGCUGCAGAGCGCCGCUCCUCACCCAGAUGAUCAGCAGAGCUCCCAGCAGACAGGAAAACGUCUUCAUGGUGAUCGUGGUGGGGGGGGGCAGACUGAGAACACGGCUCUGAUUUCUCCUCAAAUUCAGCAGAAGGUGCGACGGCGGUUCGGGAGGCCGGCCCCCACAAAGAGGUGAGAAGUGCUCCGAGGCCUCGCAGGCCGUCCUCCGCUUCCUUCAGAGAGCAGUCGUACUGCAGCAGGGCGCCGAAUCGCACUUCCUGUUAGAUAGAAUGUCUGAGCAACAGAAAUGUUUCCUGGGGUGUUUAUCUCUCUCUCACACCGCCGGGCGUUUCCUCCUCUGCGUCCGAUGAUCGCGAGCAGAGAGGCGACAAGGAGCAGAAGCUCGUGACUUUGUGCUCAGAGAAAAGCUUCCAUCUAAAACUCUCUCUGAGUGGAGCCCAGAUCCUCGUAGGCUGAUUAAAUCCCCCAAAAAGAGGCCGGACCAGCAUCCUCCUCUUCCCCCUCACGUCCCGGCAGGCGGCGAGGGGGUCGGGGGACGCGGCUCCCUGACGUGGGAAUGGCGCUCCAGAGGAGGCUGGUGGUUGUCGUGGUGACCGCCAGCUCCCUGCUGUGCGUCUACGUGCUGUGCGUCCACCUGGAAAAGCCCCCGUCCUGGUCCACGCCCCCCCUCAAAGACGCCCCCGGCUUCAGCAAGGCGCCGGGACGGAGCGGCUCAUCGGCCCCCCAGGAGCCUCUCCGCAAAGAGACCGGCGGAGACCGGCGUACCCGUCCCCCCCCGACCGCCGCCGCUCACCCGGAGGUCACAGCGCCACCCACGGCCGCUCGGCACCAACCAGCAGAGGCCAGGGACCCGGGUGUCUCAGAGGCCGGGUCUAGGUAUCAAGGGGGGGACAGAGCCGGGACCAAAGGCCCCCCGGCACCGCAACGCCAGCAGCUCAUCGGGGGAGACGGGCCCACGGACCCCCCCUUCAUCGGAGACACUUACAAGAGUGAAGACGUCCCGCCGCAAACGGAGUGCAGAGACGGCAUCAGGAGUCGGGUCAAGAAGACGGCCUUCAGGGGACGUUUUCUGGAGCACAUUCCGGUCCUGCAGUGGGCCGAAGACGUGACCCGGGAACAACACCAGCGCCUGAGCCGCUACCCUGGAGCACACGGCUGGGGGGGCAUCGACUACGAGACGUUGGCGGAAACUCUGUCCGUCCUCAACGCUUCUGCUAACCGGCUGCUGCUGGACGACUGGAAUCACCGUGGCAACGCGUCGGCGUGCAGCCGCUGCGCCGUGGUGGGAAACGGGGGCAUCCUGAAGGAGUCCAAGGCGGGGGAGGAGAUCGACGGCCACCACUACGUCUUCAGGACCAACGGGGCCAUCGUUAAGGGCUUCGAGCGGGACGUGGGGUCCCGGACCACCCACUACACCUUCUCCACCAACACGCUGAUGAACUCCUUGAGGAGCUACGCCGGCUUCAGAGGACCUCCUCAGUCUACGGAAACCAGAUACGUGUUCCUGCCCGACCACGACCGCGACUUCCUGCUGAUGAAGGCGGCGGCGACGCACCGCGCUGUGGAGAGAGGACGUGAGCGGGCAGAAGAUCCCACCAAGUACUUUGGAGCCGACGUGUCAGCGGAGAAGCUGAAGAUGUACCACCCCGACUUCAUCCGUUACCUGAGGAACAGAUUCCUUCGUUCCAGCGCUCUGAAAACCAAAUACAAGGCCCUUUACCGGCCGUCGACGGGCGCCGUGAUGCUGCUGGCCGCGCUGCACAGCUGCGACCAGGUGAGCGCGUACGGCUUCAUGACGCCGGACUACAGGAAGUACUCGGACCACUACUACGACAAAAGCUACCGCCCGGUGGGCUUCUUCAUCAACCACGACCUGCGGAUGGAGAUGUCUCUGUGGCAGCAGCUGCACCAGGAAGGCCUCAUACGGCUCUACGGGCACCGGUGAAUCCAGGUCCAGCAGGGGAUCGCGUCCCGGCGUCCAAAGAUGGGGGGGCACAUUUUUAUCAAAGCGAAAACGGGAAGAAAAAGUUUUCUUUUCAUGAGUGAAAUGAGGAGUAUUUCUUCUUUUUAUUGACAAGCAGAUCGUUCAGAGGAUUUACUUUUUGUUUUAUUUCCUUUUUUUUUAGCAGAAGUUGUCAAAACCAGACAAGAUUCUGAUUGAUUUCGUUGUCCACUUUAAGCUUCGAGCUGAAGUCAUUAACUGUUGAGGUGGUGACCACGUCCAUCCUGCUUCACCUCACAGAUCAGCCUCUGCUCCUUCGUUUGGAGACAGCUGAGGGAUGGAAGCUUGUUCUGGUAAAGAGGAACCGAGGGAAGAUUCGCUCCUUCGUAUUAACAUCAAAGCAAAGGUUCACACACAGUUUACACGGUUCUGUAGAACAUUUACAUUUCAACACCGCUUCAUUUCAAACCUCUACUUCAGCAAACUUCUUAGGUUCAUAGUUCAGCAGAAUCCAUUUUUAUUGUGAAUAAAAUGGAGAUAAACUGACGCAUGUGACACUUCACCUCCCCUGAGGAGACGCCAGAGUCCCGCAGUGGACGAGUGUGAAAAGCAUCUGGACCUGAACGUGGAUUUAGUUAAAGGGACUUGAUGUCUUUGUUUCUUUAAGCACACCAGUGUACUUUCCGCCCUCGAGGUGCCAAAGUGUGGCAAUGAGAACGCUGUGUCCGAUCGACUGGGCUUCUUACUAAAUGUCAAUCAGUAGGUUGAUGUUUCUGACGUCUCCAUAAGAAGUCUUUCUUGGAGGUCUCUGAGGACUCGUCUGGUGGAAUCUGGUCUCCUGUCUGAGCCGUGGCGCCGACGGAACAAAGCUCCUCCACAUUUAUUGUUUUAGCUCCAACUGGACUCGGUGUCGAUAUCCGAUGUUGUUCAUGAGGACUGAAGGUCUGACAUGGACGAAGGAAGACAAACAAACCGUGAAUCAGGGAACUUUUCUAUUUAACAUUUACUUUUUGUGUGUAAUGUGGAGUCAACACGGAGACUUUUUAACAAAGUUUUUUUAACAAAGUGCUAAAUUGGAAGGAGAGGAUUUUAAAGAGCAAUUAAAUCAAAAUUCAAUACAUUUUUGAAAUCUGUAUGAAAUAAACUGGUUUAAUUUGA
Molecule: messenger RNA, 3230 nt
Organism: Gasterosteus aculeatus aculeatus (three-spined stickleback)
Lineage: Eukaryota; Metazoa; Chordata; Actinopteri; Perciformes; Gasterosteidae
Source: RefSeq, a predicted model, not a curated record